AUGAAUGGUAACAGGAGGGGUGAACGUCAGAAUAGUUCUGGGCCUUCGUCUGCUCCACAGAGCUGUGUCUACACUCUCCCCAAGAACAAUGUAGACUCCUCUGAUGCUGGGACUUACUACUGUGCCCUGGCAGCAUGCGGGGAAGUUGUGUUUGGAAGUGGAACCAAGCUGGACCUAACAGAUCCCAAUGACCAGAGGUUUGUCUCCCAGACUGUGGUCCAACAGCCUGUGUCAGCAUCAGCUCAGCUGGGAGACCCUGUGGCUCUCCAGUGCUCUAUUACCUCCCAGAGGACAGACCACAGUAACCAGUGCCAAGGGGAACCCAGUGUGUACUGGUUCAGAUCUGGACCAUCUCACCCUGCUGCCAUUUACAUGAAUGGAAACAGGAGUGGUGGAUGUCAGAAUAGUUCUGGGCCUCCGUCUGCUCCACAGAGCUGUGUCUACACUCUCCCCAAGAACAAUGUAGACUCCUCUGAUGCUGGGACCUACUACUGUGCCCUGGCAGCAUAUCCCAAUGAACAGAGGUUUGUCUCCCAGACUGUGGUCCAACAGCCUGCGUCUGCAUCAGCUCAGCUGGGAGACCCUGUGGCUCUCCAGUGCUCUAUUACCUCCCAGAGGACAGACCACAGUAACCAGUGCCAAGGGGAACCCAGUGUGUACUGGUUCAGAUCAGGACCAUCUCACCCUGCUGCCAUUUACAUGAAUGGUAACAGGAGUGGUGAAUGUCAGAAUAGUUCUGGGCCUCCGUCUGCUCCACAGAGCUGUGUCUACACUCUCCCCAAGAACAAUGUAGACUCCUCUGAUGCUGGGACUUACUACUGUGCCCUGGCAGCAUGCGGGGAAGCUGUGUUUGGAAAUGGAACCAAGUUGUACGUGUUUGGAAAUGGAACCCAGCUUGACACACCAGGUAAAGAUAUUUUACUUCCUACUUCCAGUUUAUUUGGAAAAUAUUGAAUUAAGAAGAUAAUAUACAUUGAAGUUUAUCAUAUGUGAAUACACUCCAUAUAUUAUAUUUUGCAUGACUUAAUUUGAAUGUAAUGGUACAGAAUAUGAUUGGUUCUACAGAUUCAUGAUGACCCAUUGUUGUCUGUUUCUAGAUCCCAACUGUCAUCUAGUGAUCUUGGUGCAUCGGAUUCUGUUGGCUUGCUUUCUGCUUGUGAUUAUAAUCCUCAUUCUCAUCAUACAUUACAGGACGGGGAAACCAAUUCCUUGAACUAUGCAGAGCUAGAGUUCUCUGGCAGAAGAACAGUGAAAGGACUCAGGAGAGCCUGUAUUCUGCUGUGAGAGGAACCUGCCCCUGAAGUCCAUCAAACAGGUCCAAAUCUAGAUCGAUGUCCUCAAUAUUGUGACCUGGAUGUGAAUUACGUUUCUAAAGGUGUACAAAGUAUAAGCUUAAAAUUAGAUUAGAUAAGUUAGGGUCAAUAGUAUGAAUAUGAGAGGAGCUUUUUUUCAUAGGCAUGUCGUAUUAACUGCCACUUAACACUGGGGGUUAUUAAAGGCUUGGGUUUGUGUGGCUUCACUGACAAGUGUGGUAUAUUUGUGUGGCUGUGACGAUGUUCAUGAUGUUUCAUUCAUUAUUAGUUAUUUGCUACUCUCAAAAUGUUGUUAAUAAAGGAAUUGAAUGAAUUUAUAAAUAUGUUUAUGUUGUAUAUUCAAAUUGAAAUUCAAAGUUUUAUUGGUCACAUGUUUGCAAAAAUAACAUUUUACAUGCAGUGAAAUUAAAAAGGGGUCACCACUCUGUCGUUCAUUGUACAAAUUACCGGAACCUGAAUAAAUAAUAGAUAAUAGUAAUUUAAAAACAGACAUCCCUUAAUGAGAUGAUGCUAUAGAAACGGUCAUUAAAAAAAAAAAGAAAAGAAAAAAAAAAGGUAUAUAAAUAUAAAAGUGCAUAGAAUGUGGUGCAGAAGAGUGCGAGUCAGUCCACCGGAGUUAAGCAGUCUAACUGCCUGCAGAAAGAAGCUCCUCCUCAGUCUCUCAGUCCGAGCUUUAAGGCAGCGUAGGCGUCUGCCUGACUGCAGCAGGGUGUAGAGGCCAGCAUCUGG
This is a messenger RNA of Gadus macrocephalus (Pacific cod), 2042 nucleotides long. RefSeq lists its product as uncharacterized. The record is from RefSeq and is a predicted model, not a curated record. Gene Ontology annotation, biological process: response to bacterium. The transcript is spliced from 4 exons. NCBI's taxonomy places the organism in Eukaryota, Metazoa, Chordata, Actinopteri, Gadiformes, Gadidae. The coding region runs from base 1 to 954 and encodes 317 amino acids.